Miscanthus lutarioriparius is the source of this 219-nucleotide messenger RNA. NCBI's taxonomy places the organism in Eukaryota, Viridiplantae, Streptophyta, Magnoliopsida, Poales, Poaceae. The record is from the annotation of a GenBank genome assembly.
AUGGUGACGUGCGCCGGCGAGCUGCUGCUCGUCAUUCUGCGCGUGGUGGGCGGCCACCCGUCCUUCGCCGAGGUGUAUAAGACGGAAUGGACGCCGGAGAAUAUGCUGGAGCUCCGCGACAGAGUGACGGACCUCAGCGUCCACUCUCUCUUCCUCGGUCGCGGCGAAAGCUUUGCCCUUUCUGCCAGGGAGUACCCUGCUAUCAAGAGAAACCAGUAA